Messenger RNA from Apis dorsata (giant honeybee), 627 nucleotides. It is a transcript of the gene MED10, whose product is annotated as mediator of RNA polymerase II transcription subunit 10. Lineage: Eukaryota; Metazoa; Arthropoda; Insecta; Hymenoptera; Apidae. Gene Ontology annotation, molecular function: transcription coregulator activity. The record is from RefSeq and is a predicted model, not a curated record. Gene Ontology annotation, biological process: positive regulation of transcription by RNA polymerase II. Bases 24 to 419 code for a protein of 131 amino acids. Gene Ontology annotation, cellular component: chromatin; mediator complex. The transcript has 3 exons.
CACUUGUAUAAGAAAUAUGAAAAAUGGCGUCCGCGUUAGAAAAUUUGGAAACACAGUUAGAGCUUUUUAUUGAAAAUGUUAGACAAAUACGUAUUAUAGUGAGUGAUUUUCAACCUCAAGGACAAAAUGUAUUGAAUCAAAAAAUUCAAGGUUUAGUAAAUGGCUUACAAGAAAUAGAUAAACUUAAAUCUCAAGUUCAAGAUGUUCAUGUACCUUUGGAAGUUUUCGAUUACAUUGAUCAAGGAAGAAAUCCACAAUUAUAUACUAAGGAUUGUAUAGAAAAAGCAUUAACUAAAAAUGAACAAGUAAAAGGAAAAAUCGAUGCUUAUAGGAAAUUUAAAGCAAAUAUGCUUGUAGAAUUAACUAGAGUUUUUCCACAAGAAUUAGCAAAAUAUAGAGCAAUACGUGGAGAUGAAUGAACUGAAUAUAAAGUGAAUUAUCUAAAUCAAUGCAAUAUUUUUUUGUUAAUUUUUUUAUUGUAUUUUAAUCACUUAUAUAAUAAAUAUUUAUUAAACAAACAAACAAAUUUUUAUUAUAUGUGUCCUACAAUAUAUGUCCUAUGAACAUACAUUAUUGUAAUAUAAUUGUAAUAUAAAUUGUAAUUUAAAUUAUGCAAUAAAAUAUGAU